AUGGGACAAGUUCAGGACAUGAUCCGCGUCACGGUGCAGCCGGAGUCACAAGUGGUGGCGGAGGGGACGCGGGUGUCCCUGACCUGCUGGGCGACCGGCCCACCCGGGCUCACGUACCAGUGGUUCUGUGGGAGGCAGGAGGUGCCCGGAGCCACGGCUCCAGAGCUGGUGAUUGACACAGCCGCCCCUCCGGGCCAGCCCGAGUGGUACAUCUGCCGGGUGAACUGUGGGGCCACCUUCGCCUUCUCCAGGUGGGCCCACGUCCAGGUGGAGAAGAGCAGCAGCCCCAGCUCAGCCAGCGGUUAUUGCCCAACCAUGGUGGGGCUGCAGAUCCUGCGGCAGCCACGGCCGUGCCGUCUGGCCGAGGGGGACACACUGGUGCUGGAGUGCAGAGCCAUCGGCAACCCCCCGCCCCAGUAUCAGUGGUUCAGGAACUGGUGCCCUGUGGAGGGUGCGCAGGCACCCCGGCUCCAGGUGAAGCUGGUGACCACGGCCGAGCGGGGCAGCUACUCCUGCCGCGUGUUCAACCUCUUCCACGAGGUGUGGAGCCAGGACGUGGAUGUGGAGAUCGGCCCACGGCUCUUCACCUCUGGAGGCUCCUGGCAGGAGGGGGACGGAGGCUCCCCAGAUCGUGGCAGCCCUGGCCAGCUGUACGCAGCCACCGACAAAGUGGCCCUGCUCAUCGGGAACAUGCACUACCUGCACCACAAGCAACUGAAGGCGCCCAUGGUGGAUGUGCACGCCCUGGGCGCCCUCCUCCGCCAGCUCGACUUCAAGGUGGUGUCUCUGCUGGACCUGUGCAAGGCUGAGAUGCAGAUGGCUGUCAACGAGUUCCUCCUCCUCCUCGACAAGGGCGUCUAUGGUUUGCUCUACUAUGCUGGGCACGGCUAUGAAAAUUUUGGCAACAGCUUCAUGGUGCCCAUCGACGCCCCCAGCUCCUACACCUCCGUGCACUGCCUGUGCGUGCAGCGGGUGCUGCAGCGCAUGCAGCAGCGCCGCACCGGCCUCAACAUCUUCCUGCUCGACAUGUGCCGCAAGAGGAAUCUCAAUGACGACAUCAUCCCACAGGUCGGGGCACUGCAGGUCACAGCCAACAUCGUCUUCGGCUACGCCACGUGUGCCGACGCCGAAGCCUACGAGCUGAACCAGGGUGAGCUCUCCAACGGCAUCUUCGUCACCUUCCUCAAGCGCUGGCUGCUGGAGGACGAGAAGAUCACGGUGCUGCUGGACAAAGUGGCUGAGGACAUGGGCACGUUGGAGAUCACGCGGGGCCGGCAGGCACUGGAGCUCCGCAGCAACCUCUCGGAGAGACGAGCUCUGACAGACCCCAUCCGCCCCCCAGGCCGGGAUGAGUCCUCGGCCAGGAACCUGCAGUGGGCCAAGGCCCACGUCCUGCCGGAGAGCCGACACCUCCGCUUCGACUGCGGCGUCACCGUCCAGCUGGGCUUUGCUGCCGAGUUCUCCAACAUCAUGAUCAUCUACACUCGUGUGCUGGCAACCCCCGAGGACAUCACCAAGUGCGAGGCCAAGCUCACCGACAUACCCGAGGAGCUGGACGUGGACCUCAAGUGCACCAACAAGGAGAGCCCGGAGGAGGUGGGCAGCCCUCUGGCACCUGCCUGGAGCCUCGACUGCCCCUCCUGCUGCCUCUACAGCCGGCUCUGCGGCUUGCAGAAACUGCGGCAGGAGCUGGUGUUCACCGUCUGCCUUCAGUACUGCUACCGUGGCAUGGAUGACUUCGUGGAGGAGAGGCGGACGGUGAGCGUGGGGAAGCCGCUCAUCGCCAAGCUCAACCUGCGGCUGGUGGCCUCCCCCUCGCCGCCUGGCAGCCCCCUCUCCGCCUCGCCCCUGAGCUGGGGGGCAGCGGGGAGCUCCUGGGUCAACACCCCGGAGGAGAACCUGAGCCCCGAGAUCCCCGGCUCCCACGCCCUGUAGAGGGACAGUGCAGGUCCCCCUUGUCCCCGCAGUCCCCUGGGGCCACGUCUGUCCUGCUGCGGGGCUGGGGGCUGGAGGGGACGGACGUGACGUGUGCGGGAGGGGGUGAGCCUGAUCCUGGCCUGUGCCAGGGGGUGCGGGGCUCGCUGUGCGGCACGGCUGGGACCCCCACGCAGGGGACUGCGGCUCCGUGCUGCCCUACGUACACAGCGUGGCCCUGCAGGUACGGGCAGUGCCAGCCCCACGUUCCCUGGCACGGCAGCGCCAGCUCCUCAUCUCAUGUCAGUGCCAGUCCCAGGGGCCAGGACACUGCUGGCACCCUCGGGGCCGGGGGGGACAGGGCCCGGACCCCACGGCUCAGCUGGCGCGAGGCGUCACGCUGGGGCAGGGUUGGGUUCACUCAGGCCUAGCAGAAAUAGAGAGAAAUAAGGAGAUUAGGGGGUAAAUCCCAUGGGAGGAGAUUAGAGGGGGUGGGAGCAGGAGGGCUCCUGCUCUGCCAGGAGGGGCUGGGAGAACCCACCAGUGCCCCCAGUGCUCCCAGUACAGCCCCGGGUGCGGGACUGGGCAGUGAGAGAUUUCAGGACAGAAUUGGGAUCUAGGGCGGGGGGGGGGAAGUGCCUUUCUGCUUGGAUUUUUCCCAAACGUGGCCCCACGUGGCAGUGGCCACAAAUGAUGCAGGGUGUGCCCCACGGGGUCUCAGCAGGGGAAAGGACCAAUAAAGAGGG
This is a messenger RNA of Athene cunicularia (burrowing owl), 2660 nucleotides long. RefSeq names its product mucosa-associated lymphoid tissue lymphoma translocation protein 1-like. The coding region runs from base 1 to 1935 and encodes 644 amino acids. Gene Ontology annotation, biological process: proteolysis. Gene Ontology annotation, molecular function: cysteine-type endopeptidase activity. NCBI's taxonomy places the organism in Eukaryota, Metazoa, Chordata, Aves, Strigiformes, Strigidae. The transcript is spliced from 15 exons. The record is from RefSeq and is a predicted model, not a curated record.